Messenger RNA from Anneissia japonica, 493 nucleotides. RefSeq names its product E3 ubiquitin-protein ligase HUWE1-like. NCBI's taxonomy places the organism in Eukaryota, Metazoa, Echinodermata, Crinoidea, Comatulida, Comatulidae. The record is from RefSeq and is a predicted model, not a curated record. The annotation marks the transcript as partial. The transcript has 2 exons.
CUGUGCAGAUGGGUCUGGUGAGUUUUUAGAUGCUUGGUUAAUGUUGGUAGAAAAGAUGGUGAACACACCAGCAGUAUUGGACUCUCCUCACACAUUACCAAACAAAUCAACAUCACCAUCAUUUGUGCCAUUUAGUCCUGUGCAGUUCCUUAUCAGAGUUCAUAAGUUAGCAUAUAAUGCUGUAAUGAACUUAUGGAAUCGCAAGCCCCUUAAGACUUAUGGAGGACGUAUGUCGGAAAGUAUGCUUGCAAUCUUGUGCCAUAUUCUACGUGGAGAGUCACGAGUUCGAGAAGAAUGCGAGAAAGAGAAAAACCCACAGGCCCAGCAAGCAGGCACCUCUGCUGAGUCUUCAGGCCUCCCAUUUGGUAUUCGCAGUAGUAGCCUGCCUACUGCUGCAGCUCUCCUUGGGUCUGGAGUCUUGGGUAGGGUAGGCAGGCGGGCUGAGCCAAACAGUGAUCAUAUCCAACAGGUGUGUUCACUAAGCAAAUAUUCA